This is a messenger RNA of Linum tenue, 795 nucleotides long. The record is from the annotation of a GenBank genome assembly. NCBI's taxonomy places the organism in Eukaryota, Viridiplantae, Streptophyta, Magnoliopsida, Malpighiales, Linaceae.
GAAGCCGCCGUUUCACACUCUAAAUCGGGGGAACAACCUGCACUGAGCGAAUCCUCUACUACACCGGCCGGAUUCACGAGAUACACGAGGUUCAUGGUCUCGACAUUGUCGGAGCUAAGAUGGACUCAAUGGACUUGGAAUGGCGACCAGGUCAAUAUAAUCGAUACACCAGGAGGCCACGUUGACUUCACUAUCGAGGUGGAGAGAGCUUUUAGUGUGCUGGAUGGUGCCAUUCUUGUGUUUGUGUAGUGUUGGAGGAGUGCAAAGUGAGUCAGUAAACUGUUGAUAGGCAAAUGUGGAGAUACGAGGUGCCUCGUGUUGCGUUUAUUAGCAAAGCUUGAUCGUAUGGGAGCAGAUCCCUGCAAGGUUGUGAGGCAGUACAUUGAAGAAGCACAUGCUGGGCAAGUAGUCGUUGCUGUGUUUGGGAUGGAUUGAUUGUGCCUCAGGGGAGAGGUGAGUUCACGAUGGAGUACAAAGAACAUUUGUCUGUUUCGCGAUGUCCAGGUGUAACUGUUAAACGCUUACAAAGCUAGCAGGGCGACUGAAUAGAAUAACUAGACACAGCAGCAAGCCAGCAACACUGAACUCUUGUUGGGUGCCUAUGCAAAUGCAAUGAACUGAGACGGUGCCAUUGAAGGGCUAGAAAUGGCUUGCCGUCUGUGGCAUAGAAAGGUGUAAUGACAGCUCGACUCUUCUGCUGAAGUGGCCAUCCUUCAGAGCUCGGAGAACUUGGAGUAUCUCUUAAUAGAUUCUGCGAAACAUCCAUGCAUUUCACACUCAACCUAGUAUUAUGAC